GGCAUACCCACUCAAAAUUUUAAACAUACAAAUUAUACAUAUAUAUAUACACACAGCCUCACUCUCACUGCAUUUGUUAAUUGUCACUCAUCCUCUACUAAAAUGUGCCAAAACUGUGUCCACCGGUCUCCGGCGCCACCGGUUCCGGUGUACCGCACCCUCAUCGCAGUCUCUCUGUUCCUUCUAAUCAGUCCGGUCAUCGGGUGGCGUCCAUGGGCCAAUAAAAAAAUCAACGCCUCUGAUCUAGAGUUUGGAGGGUCCAAGAAAUACGAGGGUUCAUCUGAGUUUGUUCGCUUGAGGUACCACAUGGGUCCAGUGCUCACGGCCAAUAUCACCGUCCAUGUGAUCUGGUACGGCACGUGGCAGAAAACCCAGAAGCGGAUUAUCCGGGGUUUCAUCAGCUCGUUCUCGGCCGUUGAUUCCAAGCCCCCCUCCGUCUCCGGUUGGUGGAAGACCGUUCAGCUCUACACUGACCAGACCGGCGCUAGCAUCUCCGGUUCGGUGGUGCUCGGUUCAGAGAAGAACGACCGGUUCUACUCUCACGGCAAGUCGCUCACGCGCCUCACCAUACAAUCGGUGAUAAAAAGCGCCGUGACGGCACGUACGCACCCCUUGCCUAUCAGCCCCAAGAAUGGAGUCUACUUACUUCUGACAUCUGAUGACGUGUACGUCCAGGAUUUCUGCAGACAGGUCUGUGGGUUCCACUACUUCACCUUCCCGUCCAUCGUGGGGUACACGCUACCGUACGCCUGGGUGGGCAACUCUGCCAAGCUGUGCCCAGGUAUGUGCGCAUACCCAUUCGCCGUACCUGAUUAUAUCCCGGGGCUGAAGGCGCUAAAGUCACCGAACGGUGACGUUGGGGUGGACGGAAUGAUCAGCGUGAUUGGUCACGAAAUGGCUGAGCUGGCGACGAACCCUCUGGUGAACGCGUGGUACGCCGGUCAGGACCCUAUUUUCCCGGUAGAGAUUGCUGAUCUCUGCGAGGGUAUUUAUGGUACUGGAGGUGGUGGGUCCUACACGGGACAGAUGUUGAAGGAUCAUGAUGGGGCCACGUAUAAUAUGAAUGGCAUCAGACGGAAAUUCUUGGUCCAGUGGGUUUGGAACCAUCUGUUAAAAUACUGCACUGGCCCUAAUGCACUUGAUUAGUAAAAUUGUUUCUUUUGUGUGGACUUUAUCGUCCUUAUACAUUUUGGGUCCUCCUUUGAGAUUGCCAAGCCACAUUAAUCAUGAUUAGUUAAUUUAGUUAAGGUUGUUUAAAAUGUUUAGUAUAGUAGUAAUAAUAUUGGUAUACUAUUUUUGUAUACAAAUACCUGUUCCCGCCUUAUUCGAAGUAUUCAUUGUCUCGAGGAUACUUUACUACCCUUUUAG
Molecule: messenger RNA, 1368 nt
Organism: Cornus florida
Lineage: Eukaryota; Viridiplantae; Streptophyta; Magnoliopsida; Cornales; Cornaceae
Product: protein EXORDIUM-like 3
Exons: 1
Coding region: 103-1146 (347 amino acids)
Source: RefSeq, a predicted model, not a curated record